Molecule: messenger RNA, 2322 nt
Organism: Scomber scombrus (Atlantic mackerel)
Lineage: Eukaryota; Metazoa; Chordata; Actinopteri; Scombriformes; Scombridae
Product: E3 ubiquitin-protein ligase CBL-like
Exons: 11
Coding region: 128-2179 (683 amino acids)
Biological process (GO): negative regulation of epidermal growth factor-activated receptor activity; cell surface receptor signaling pathway
Cellular component (GO): membrane raft; plasma membrane
Molecular function (GO): receptor tyrosine kinase binding; phosphotyrosine residue binding; ubiquitin protein ligase activity
Source: RefSeq, a predicted model, not a curated record
AGCAGUGUUAACUGUGCAAAAACAACAUAUAUUUGUUGGGUUUUUUUGCUGGAUCUCAAAGGAUAAUCCCCCCUUUAGUUGUGAACCGUAGCCCCGGGGCUAAACCCCUGGUUCGCUGACCGAAUUAAUGGCCGGAAACCCAAGGAGGGGCGCCGGGCUCAUCGGCUUGAUGAAGGACGCCUUUCAGCCUCACCAGCAGCCUCUGCAGCCUCAUCAACCUGCUGUAGUGGACAAAAAGAUGGUGGAGAAAUGCUGGAAACUCAUGGAUAAGGUGGUGCGUUUGUGCCAGAACCCCAAGGUGGCGUUGAAGAACAGUCCGCCUUACAUCCUGGACCUGCUACCAGACACCUACCAGCACCUACGCACCGUCCUGUCCAGGUACGAGGGCAGGAUGGAGAUCCUCGGGGAGAACGAGUACUUUCGCGUCGUCAUGGAGAACCUGACCAACAAGACGAAGCAGACCAUGAGCCUUUUUAAGGAGGCGAAGGAGAGGAUGUAUGAGGAGAACUCCCAGCCCAGGCGAAACCUCACCAAGCUGUCUCUGAUCUUCAGUCACAUGCUCGCCGAGCUUAAAGCCAUCUUCCCCAACGGACUCUUUCAGGGCGACAACUUCAGGAUCACCAAAGCAGACGCAGCGGAGUUCUGGAGGAGGUCAUUUGGGGACAAGACCAUAGUGCCAUGGAGGACCUUUCGUCAGGCUCUCCACGAGUUUCACCCCAUCAGCUCAGGCCUGGAGGCGAUGGCCCUCAAGUCCACCAUCGACCUCACCUGCAACGACUACAUCUCUGUGUUUGAGUUCGACAUCUUCACCAGACUCUUCCAGCCGUGGUCGUCUCUUUUAAGGAACUGGAACAGUCUGGCAGUCACACACCCCGGUUACAUGGCCUUCCUAACGUACGAUGAAGUCAAAGCCCGACUGCACAGGUUCAUCCACAAACCCGGCAGCUACAUCUUCAGGCUGAGCUGCACUCGGCUCGGCCAGUGGGCCAUCGGCUACGUGACAGCUGACGGGAACAUCCUGCAAACCAUCCCCCAUAACAAACCGCUCUUCCAAGCCCUCAUUGAUGGAUACAGAGAGGGAUUAGAGUUGCCCCCUCCUCCCCCUCCGGAGCGCCCUUCCCUCGUCGUCGGCGGCCAGGACUCCAGACUCCAGAGGAGACCCUUGCCUUCUACCCCCGACCAGCCGGCGUGGGCUUCCAACUACAUGGUCCCGCGGCCCGCCACCAAGGCCCCCGCGGCCCUGUCGUCGGCCCCUCAGAGCAACGGGACGGCCGGAGAGGGAAGCAAACCUCAGACGGCAACCAAUCCUGUCUACUGCCUGGCUGCAAGAUCUCUCUCAGCGGCUUCGGCGGCGUCGACGAGCGCAGAGAAGCUGUCGUCUGACUGCGAGGAGAACGAGUACAUGAGUCCCACCUCUCUCCCAGCCGCUGGCGCCGCGGCUCCCUGGGUCAUAACGGGCUCCCUGGUGCCCCCCCCACCGCCAGCGCAGGCAAACCACCACAAUGAUGUCAGCGGUGAAGUGGACGACAGCGACUCUGAGGAUCCUCAAGUCUACGAGUCCAUGUGUAACAUCCAGGCUCAGGCUGGUUCAGCUGAGGCAGCACAAACCUCCGAGCUCGACCAUCCUCAACAUUCAUCCGCGGCCUCCCAGGACAAACUGGACGACACCAGUCUGGAGGAUGUUUACGAGUACGACUGUCCCCGAUCCAUCCUCCCUCCGGCUCCCACCAGAAGAGCCAUUUCGGAAAUCGCCGGCCCUUCGUCGGCCUUCAGCACGCUCAGCAUCGACGUUGCAGUAGAAGCAAGUAUGUUUGCAGCAGGCGUCGACCCCGAGCAACCCCCCAAACCUCUCCCUCGGCGAGCCAACUCCGACCGACGACCUCAGCCUCUAAACCGUGAAUUUUCCGCUCCGCUGCCGGAUCUCCCGAGCACCUCGUUCUCUGCCUCUUCUUCUCCUCCUCCACCUCCUCCUCCGCCUCUGCAUCCUCCUCCUCCUCCUCCCGCCGGCGGCCCGGGGAACCUGGCUUUGAACGGAGAGAUCGAAUGCCUGAUUUCACAAGGCUACUCCAUCCAGGACAUCCAGAAAGCGUUGAUGAUCGCUCAGAACAACCUGGAGACGGCCAAGAACAUCCUGCGAGAGUUCGUCUCCAUCCCCUCCGCGGCUCACAUCGCCACAUAAUCGCUCCGGGGGGGCGAACACACUCACCCCUCUCUCUCUUUUUUUUGUUUUUUGUUUUAAUGUCUCGUCUCUUUCUCUCCACUCUGUGCCAUUAUGAUGGAUAGCAUUUACCAAGCACUUUUUUCCUGCAGGGCCACAAUUAA